UUUCCAAAAGAGUGGCCUUCCUGAUGUGGUGAUGUGUGUAGAUGGAACACACAUCAAAAUAAAAAAACCUAAGCUGCGGCCAUUGCAGUAUAUGAACCGAAAAAAAUUUACAGCAUAAAUGCUAUGAUAGUGUGCGAUCAUAAAAACCGAAUUCGAGCAAUCGAUGCCCGGUUUGCUGGGUCCCAUCAUGACGCACACAUUUGGAGGGUUAGUCCAAUAAGCAAGCAUUUUAUGGAUCGACACAGAAAUGGAUUCAACGAUAAAUUGCUAGGAGAUGCAGGUUAUCCGGUAGCAGACUGGCUGAUUAAGCCUUACAGGGAUCCAGAUUCAGGUACUUUGUAG
Molecule: messenger RNA, 342 nt
Organism: Anopheles coustani
Lineage: Eukaryota; Metazoa; Arthropoda; Insecta; Diptera; Culicidae
Product: putative nuclease HARBI1
Exons: 4
Coding region: 124-342 (72 amino acids)
Source: RefSeq, a predicted model, not a curated record